GUGAUAUCAUCGUGCACUCUUCAUAUAUAAAACUCACUUGCAACUUCUCACGCUAAAACCCUAGCAGUGGCUGCCGUCUUGCCUUCAAGGUAAACAGUUAGAGUUUAUUAGUGUAUAGGGUUUCUUUGGUCCCAAAUGGCUCCAGCUAAAGUUGAUCAAACAAAGAAGUCUGACCCAAAGGCUCAGGCCUUGAAGACUGCUAAGGCUGUGAAAUCAGGUUCAACGGUCAUUAAGAAGAAGUCAAAGAAGAUAAUUACAAAAGUUACAUUUCACCGACCCAAGACAUUGAAGAAGGAUAGAAAUCCCAAGUACCCACGGAUUAGUGCUCCUUCAAGGAAUAAACUUGAUCAUUACCAGAUUCUGAAAUAUCCCCUCACCACUGAAUCUGCAAUGAAGAAGAUUGAAGAUAACAACACCCUUGUUUUCAUUGUUGACAUUCGUGCUGACAAGAGAAAGAUCAAGGAUGCAGUCAAGAAAAUGUAUGACAUCCAGACCAAGAAAGUCAAUACUCUUAUCAGGCCAGAUGGGACCAAGAAGGCAUAUGUUAGGUUAACACCUGAUUAUGAUGCUCUUGAUGUUGCAAACAAAAUUGGGAUCAUCUAAGUGAUUGGCUCUUCAGUUUUGAGGUCAUGCUUGGAAGGAUUGGACUUUUAGGCAUUCAGGCUUUUUGUAGAACCAAAUUCAUUUUUGUUUUCCAUUUUGAUGUUCAAAGAUAUGGUUUAUUGCUAAGUAAUAUUAGACCUGGGUAUCUUGUAUAACCUAAAAUUUUGUUUGUUGGCUUGCAUUUAUGGUUUCCCAUUCA
Olea europaea var. sylvestris is the source of this 802-nucleotide messenger RNA. RefSeq names its product 60S ribosomal protein L23a. Lineage: Eukaryota; Viridiplantae; Streptophyta; Magnoliopsida; Lamiales; Oleaceae. The transcript has 4 exons. Gene Ontology annotation, biological process: translation; ribosomal large subunit assembly. The coding region runs from base 136 to 603 and encodes 155 amino acids. Gene Ontology annotation, molecular function: structural constituent of ribosome; rRNA binding. Gene Ontology annotation, cellular component: cytosolic large ribosomal subunit; ribosome. The record is from RefSeq and is a predicted model, not a curated record.